AGUGGUUUUAGUUUCAUGCUAGGGUACUACAUGUACGUGACAGUAUGAGUAGAGAGAACUUGCAUUUCUUGAUACUCUCUUUUCUCUUUGAUUUUUCUGUCAGGUUUUGUCUUAAAUGAAGAAAAGAAGGAAGUACUAAUGAUACAGGACAAGCACAGGCUUGCUCGAUGGAAGUUUCCAGGAGGCUUCUCAUCUCCAGAGGAAGACAUCCCUGACACUGCUAUGAGGGAAGUGCUGGAGGAGACAGGCAUACAUACAGAAUUUAAGGGAGUAUUAGCUUUUCGUCAGCAACACAAGGUACCCAGUGCUUUUGGCCGCUCCGACAUCUACGUUGUGACACGCCUUAAACCUCUGACCUUUGACAUCAACAUCUGUACCACGGAGCUGACCAACGCGGCCUGGACUCCAGUGGACGAGCUCACUACGACAAACGAGCACACUCAUCUGACCGUCCGCAUGGCUCAGUUGAUACAGCAUGGUUUUUUAGAAGGGUUUGAGAAGGUGGAUAUCAGCAUGCAUGAACUGCCUUCAGUCUAUAAGAAUACGACGUAUAAACUGUUCCAUAGGCCUCUCUCAAGCUCCAGUACAUGACCCCUCUUGAGCUCCACUAUAUGACCCUCUCAGGAUUAGAUAGAUGAAUUUAUAUAAUGCAAAUAUUGCAGAAAUAUAGAGGCCGAAAUAAAGGAAAAAAAAAUAUAUAUCAUGCAUGCCUGAUUACAGUCUGAAAUGACAGAAUUUGAAAAGAAAAAAAAAAGACCUUCCCCCAAAAAAUAAUUGUAGGUAUUCUGAAAAAUAAAUGUUUUCCUGCCCUUUGAUGGAAAGACUUUUUAAUGAGGGAAAGUCGUAAUUAAUGGGAAAUUGUAACUUACCGUUGAUGGCAAAGUUUAAUACCCUCAUGGUCAUUACUGAGAUCGUACAUUUCCUGUAAUGGCUACCGGUUUAUAGAUCAAGAUUAUACUGAAACAUUAUGAAAAAAUUAAUCUACAAGAUUCCCCACCAAAACAUGACGUACCAUGUGAAGUCGUUUAUCAAGAACGCAUUUUCUAUAUAGCCAUUAUAGGAAAUGUACGACCUCAGUACCGUAAUUCAUUCAGGUGUACAAGUUUGAAAAUGAAGACGAUAAAAGAUCAUGUGCUUUGUCAUAAGGUGAAAGUAUAUUUUCAAACACAGGUGUUGACAUGUCACAAAUAAACGUGCAAGAAAGAGAUUCAUAGAUACAAUGUUGGGGAAAAUUAAAUAUGUCACAGCUUUUUUUUAUAAAUACAUGUUCUUAGACUCACUUGUCCUAAACGGAAUGUAAGCUGUAUAAAGGGGAGGGAGAAUCAAAAUAUACAGGAAGCAGUAAUGUUGCGUUUUACAUAUAAGAAGAGAAUAAAACAUUUACAGCAGGUUUUUGUACAGAGCUCAUAACGACCCCAGGACAUUAAAGCUCGGUAAUACGCCCAAAAAUAGUUCCCUUUAAUUCUGCCUUCCAUAUUCGUCCAUAUUGCAAGGUUUAUUUCCAAAUAUUUUAUUUACCUCGAAUACAGGCAAGAAAAUGUCUACAAAAUCUAGGCAUUAAGGAGCAUGUACACCGUAUCUAUACUGUAUGAUUCAAUUAUCCUAGUUUACUGAGAUUGUCAAAUCUUCAUUACCAUUAAAUUCCUGAUUAAAAUAAUAUUAACCAAAAUUUUAGUUCAAUUAAUUCUCCUAGUCAAAUAAAAUCUGUUAUAGACGUGUGCGAGCUUAAAGCCCACUCUAAUUUUCAAAAAUUAAAGCUCGUUGUUAAAACUGCCAAAUAUCAAUCUGAGGAGCAUAAGUCGCAUCCGUGCGCCAAAUGUUUGCUCAAAAGAUCGCCUGAUUGGUAUUUGGCAGUUUUAACCUUUGAUUUAUUUACAACAUGCUAUAAUUUUUGAAAAUUGGGCUUUGAGAUGAAUUUACGACAGGAUUGUAUCAUGAAAUUUAAGAGAAAUCAUCCAGAUACUAAUGCACCGUUAAUGUUGCAAUGCUUUUUCAUCCAUGAUCUAGCACCCUCUGCCUUUCAUCUUAUUCUUGGUGAAACCAUUAAUCUGUAGCAACCCUUUGCUUUGUCAGAGGCUCGCCCCACAUAACAUUUACAAAUUCUCUUGACAGCAUUUUCAAUUCAGCACUUUCUUUAGACAUUUUCAUAAAUUACACAUUUCUGAAGAAUAGACCAGUUUACUAAUGUAUCCAAAUAAUGUUGAAUAACUUGUCACCAUGGAUUCUAGAAAGAAACCUACAUAAAUUUGAAUACAUUAGUAAACAGGCCUAAUACAGCUCAUAGCACCUAACUCCUAGAAUCCCACAACCAUUAAGUUGCUGAAAUCAUUGAAUUUGCAAACUUAUGAGGUUGACUACAUCAUGUAGUUCAAUAGAGGGAUUGAAAGGACUACACAAACAAGGUGGGGACCGAGG
This is a messenger RNA of Strongylocentrotus purpuratus (purple sea urchin), 2415 nucleotides long. Its product is annotated as nucleoside diphosphate-linked moiety X motif 6. Gene Ontology annotation, molecular function: ADP-ribose diphosphatase activity; NAD binding; NADH pyrophosphatase activity. The record is from RefSeq and is a predicted model, not a curated record. NCBI's taxonomy places the organism in Eukaryota, Metazoa, Echinodermata, Echinoidea, Camarodonta, Strongylocentrotidae. The transcript is spliced from 3 exons. The coding region runs from base 139 to 591 and encodes 150 amino acids.